Molecule: messenger RNA, 581 nt
Organism: Rubroshorea leprosula
Lineage: Eukaryota; Viridiplantae; Streptophyta; Magnoliopsida; Malvales; Dipterocarpaceae
Source: the annotation of a GenBank genome assembly
ACACAGAGAUACAUACAUAUACCAUCACUUUCUAUUUUCUCAUUCUCCGCCCUUAUCUCUUUCUAUUUUUCAUUCCUAUUAAAUUUCUUUCAUUCUUCAGGUUUUGGCUUGUUUUUUCUUUUCCUCGUGCCGUCUAGAUUUUUAUUUUUUUUCUUGGGUUUUUGAAUCGUCUUUGAUGAUACUUAGUCUCGGAGAGGCUGUUCUUGCUGAUGCUUCAUUAACGAGAGGUAAUGCUAGUUGGCUUCGUGUGAUGGGGUUUUCGAGGAAGGAAGUGGUAUUGGACAUGCCUAAAGGUAUGGAUGAACUAGUGGAUGUGUUGGGAAGUAGGUUGUCCUUAUUGUCGAAGGAGGAAGCAAGCCUAUUUCUGACGAAAAUAAAGAUUGGGGGGGUUUUGCUGAAGUUGGUGAAUUCAGAGUAGCUCACAAUGGUGUUUUAAUGCAUUUAAAUGCUUGGUAGUGGCAAUAGCUAGGAGUUGCUGGCUAAGGGCUUGUUUGGGCAUGGUGGUCCUCGUAGAGGAGGCACAAUGACAAUGCUGGAGUGAUUAUCUUUGAAUUUUUCCCUAAUAAAAUUUUGAAUUUGUG